This is a messenger RNA of Gymnodraco acuticeps, 854 nucleotides long. RefSeq names its product aldo-keto reductase family 1, member A1a (aldehyde reductase) (gene akr1a1a). The record is from RefSeq and is a predicted model, not a curated record. Gene Ontology annotation, biological process: aldehyde catabolic process. Gene Ontology annotation, molecular function: aldose reductase (NADPH) activity. Gene Ontology annotation, cellular component: cytosol. NCBI's taxonomy places the organism in Eukaryota, Metazoa, Chordata, Actinopteri, Perciformes, Bathydraconidae.
ACGGAGGCAGACUUUGACCUCUGUUCAAAUCCAGAUGGACAGCUAUACCCUCCGCUGAUCACCGCUCCGUCUACCAGAGCUAUUACAGGUCUUCAGGGCUGAAACAUGAGCGACUUCUUGACCCUCUCCACGGGGCAGAGGAUGCCCGUGGUCGGACUCGGCACAUGGAAGAGUGCUCCAGGACAGGUGAAGCAGGCCGUGCUGGCAGCGUUGGAUUGUGGGUACAGACACAUUGACUGUGCUGCUGCGUACAGCAACGAGCAGGAGGUGGGGGGGGCUCUGUCUCUCAUGGUCGGCUCCGGGAAGGCUCUGCGUCGUGAGGAUGUGUUUGUAACAUCCAAACUGUGGAACACCAAGCAUGACCCGGAGGAUGUGGAGGAGGCCUGCAGGACCAGCCUGGCCCACCUGGGUCUCUCCUACCUGGACCUGUACCUCAUGCACUGGCCCAUGGCCUUCCAGCGGGGGAAGGAGCUGAUGCCUCGGAGGGACGAUGGAAGUAUUUGUUACUCUGACACACACUACAGAGACACCUGGGCAGCCAUGGAGAGCCUGGUGGACAAAGGUCUGGUGAAAGCUAUCGGACUCUCCAACUUCAACGCCAGGCAGAUGGAUGACAUCAUCAGCACGGCCAGACACGCCCCUGUCGUGAACCAGGUGGAGUGCCAUCCUUAUUUGUCUCAAGCAGAUCUCCUGUCUCACUGUCGGUCCGUGGCAGUGUGUGUGACGGCGUACAGUCCUCUGGGCAGCGGGGACAGACCCUGGGCCGCUCCAGAUGACCGGAGUCUGCUGACGGAUCCUCGACUAGCAGCCAUCGCACAGAGAUAUCAGAAAACACCGGCCCAGGUCGUACUCAG